UGCAAAUGCCACGUUUCUAGUAGGUGUUUUGUCCGCUGUAGCAUCCUAAUGUAGUACGUGUAUUUCCCCCAGGCUUGUCGGAUGGACCCCUUUCAUGAGUGGCCUGACGGUAACGUCCGCCUGGUGUUCGACGCUAGCGACACGGACGCGCGGAAACACGUGAGCGGCUGGGCCAUGCGCAACACCAACAACCACAACUGUCACAUCCUCAAGAAGUCGUGUCUGGGAGUUCUGGUCUGUGCACUGCACUGUACAACUCCUGACGGCGGCAAAAUACACAUGCGACCUGCCAUAUGUGACAAGGCUAGGAAGAAACAAUUAGGUAAGCAGUGCCCGAACGGUUCGUGCCAGGGCCGGCUGGAGCUGAUGCCGUGCCGCGGACACUGCGGCUAUCCCGUCACGCACUUCUGGCGCCAGGAGAACAACGUCAUCUUCUUCCAGGUGACUGACCUCACCCUAUCUUUACAUCUCAUGGACCUGUUUGGACUUUAA
Molecule: messenger RNA, 492 nt
Organism: Branchiostoma floridae (Florida lancelet)
Lineage: Eukaryota; Metazoa; Chordata; Leptocardii; Amphioxiformes; Branchiostomatidae
Product: transcription factor glial cells missing 2-like
Exons: 2
Coding region: 82-492 (136 amino acids)
Biological process (GO): regulation of transcription by RNA polymerase II; gliogenesis
Cellular component (GO): nucleus
Molecular function (GO): DNA-binding transcription activator activity, RNA polymerase II-specific; RNA polymerase II cis-regulatory region sequence-specific DNA binding
Source: RefSeq, a predicted model, not a curated record